AUGAUCAUUUUACAAGUGUACUGUGUAGUGCGAAGUACGGACGUGACGCCUGCGCCGCCGUCGCCACUCGCCACGGCCGCGCGGGCGACGCGAUGCAAAUGCAUGGGUUUCCGCUACGUAAAGGAAGCAGGAGUCGCGAUAAACGAUAAACAGGGUAUUGGACAAAUAAUUGAUAAGAUUGCGCUCGUGCAAGGUGCGCGCGCGCCGCCCGCCGCAUUAAUAUCGCGAUUAGGA
Brenthis ino (lesser marbled fritillary) is the source of this 234-nucleotide messenger RNA. The record is from the annotation of a GenBank genome assembly. NCBI's taxonomy places the organism in Eukaryota, Metazoa, Arthropoda, Insecta, Lepidoptera, Nymphalidae.